Messenger RNA from Yarrowia lipolytica CLIB122, 546 nucleotides. RefSeq lists its product as uncharacterized. The record is from RefSeq and is a predicted model, not a curated record. NCBI's taxonomy places the organism in Eukaryota, Fungi, Ascomycota, Dipodascomycetes, Dipodascales.
AUGCCCGCAAGUGGAGAAUUCACCUGGCAACUCACAGGAAACGUGGCCAUCAACACGCUCUUCUCGGCCGCUUUCCCCGUCUUCACAGCCAUCUACGCCAUCCGCGGACUCAAGCAGGGCGCCAUUGAGACCGCGAGCAAGUCCGAAGCCCGUCUGGCCAAAAAACUCGACAUUGACGCAGAAACUCUGUACGAAAACUACUCACCGCUCAUUCUCAUCGGAUACCCAAUCUUUGCCGUCAAUCUGCAGCCGCUGGGAACUCUGGCUCUUCUCUGGAGCCGAACCACCGGCCUCAUUGACCAUCUCUCUGAUCAGCAGCUGGAAAAUGCGCUCAGCACAUGGUCCAAGUUCUCACAAGUCUACACCUGGGCCACUGGAGGCAUAUGCGUGGCAGCCCUGGGAAUCUGGUCUCGACGACGUCAGCAGCGACGUAGUAAGCAGGUGACCAAGAAGAUGCCUCUUUUGGGCGCUCCCGAGAUUUCUCUGCUGCUCUUCUCGGCUAUUUUCCUGCCCGUUGUUAGUCAGCCCAUUGAGGUGUUCCCUUGA